UGAGCUUAUAGGCUAAAAGCGUUUCUCAGCCUUGUGAUUGAAAACACACCAGACAGAAGAGGAUACUCACGAGAAAGAGUGAAUGUGAAAGGAAAAUGAGAUUAAAAGUGACCUAAAAGACUGUAAUAUAUGUCUAGGGAGAGAAUCAGCGGUUUCUCUUUUGUGUUUAUUUUUCUUGUUUUUUUGGCAAAACAGCUUUUAAGUUACAGGAAAGGGAGGAAGUGCUGAGAGACGCAGUGCUGACUAAUACGCAACACUAGUGCACUUCAGGAGCAGAGACGAUGGAAGAGAAAACAACUCAUGAGCUGGACGGAGAGGUGGAGGAGCUGAGAGCCUCUGCUAAAGCAGAGCAUGAGCUGAGGCUGGUAUUGCUGGGCUGGGCAGGCACAGGGAAAAGCAGUGUGGGUAACGCCAUCCUCGGCAGUCCGGUGUUUGAUACCCGCCAUGGUUCCACCUCUCAGAAGCCAGUAACCAUGAAGUGUGAGAAGGGGAGUGCAAGUGUUGCUGGAAGGCAGGUGGUUGUGGUGGACACACCAGACUGGUUCUACUCAGAGAGGCCCCUAGAGGAAGUGCACCGCCAGCUGGCUCUCUGUGAAUCGCUGUCUGCUCCAGGACCCCAUGCCUUCCUGCUCUGCAUCUCUGUCCAUCGCCCAUAUGAGAAUCUCCAGGCUCUGGAUGCUUUAGAGAAAGUGUUCGGUCUAGAAGCCAUCACCAAACACACUAUUGUCCUGUUUACUGAUAUGGACCAGCUGUCAGAGGGUCAAACACUGCAGGAGUUCCUUAACACCGAACAGAAGGAUUUAGUGGAAUUGGUGCAGAGGUGUGGAGACCGUUAUCAUGUCAUAAGAGUAGAAGGAGAAAAAGAGGAGGAGAAAAGCCAAAACUGUGUGGAAGAGUUGCUGGAGAAGGUGGAAGAGAUGGUAAAAGAGAGCGGGAAGGAAUUCUACAUCUGCCCUCCUCUCCUUCACACAGAGGAGACAGUUAGCACGAUGGAAGAAGGUAAUGAGGAAAGCUCAUCCAAUGAAUACGUGAGCAAGUGGAACGACCAAGACGAGGAGCACACAGACAUGGAGCCAGAAGCGAGUGCAGAGAAAACGGAGCCAAGCUCAGAUGGUCUGGAGGCGGAGGAGGACCUCGCUUUAUCUCCUGCUGCACCUCCUCCUUCGUUCUUGCGCUGGGUUUGGGACACAGUGGUUGGGUGGGUGCUGUGGGUGCCCAGCCUGAUCAGGGGUUCCACUUUACUUGGCUCUUUUAUUGGGUUGUUUUUUGGGGGUGCCAUGGGGGCCACUGUGGGCUCUGUUGCCACCGAGGUGGGCAGAAGAAAAAACAAAGUAAAAACAAAGUAACACUCAAUUUAUACAUCAGAGCACUUUAAGAAACUGAACAUGUAUUAAGUUUGCUUCAAAAUAAGUAAUCACGUGGGCUCAGGUGAGCAAAACAUAAACAGUAAUGUUGCCUUCAUACAUCAGUAAAGACCAACCCAAAGUAACUACUACUUAGCUAAUGUUAAAUGAUAAAUAUUAUUUAGCUGUGGCAUUUUGUGAUCUUAGGUUUGCAAGAGUGGGUUUAAGUAAAGGUUGUCAUGAAAGAUUUAUAAACACAUUAUUACACUAUACACUGAAUCUGUGCUUUAAGGCUUCAGAGCCAAAGAAUAAGCUUUAUGCCUUCAUAUAUUAGAACAACAAAACUUAUUUCCGUAACACCUUAGUAUAAUAACGUUUUAUUGUUAUACUCAUCAGGGCAUGAAGGUAGUUCAGCAAGGUAGAAAAGUCGGUGGUGUCGUCUCUGUAAUGAUAGAGUGUCAAAUUACUAAGUGGAAUUGCUUCCAAGUGAGAGUUGUUUACCACAUGGGUUUUACUCUGCUCAUUUAUUUACAUGACUUUGAAGCUGUCCAAACAUCAGAGAUUUAGUCUGUUACAUUGCCUAGUUGAUUAUUGAGGAAGUUUGGAAGAAUGAUUUGGAAGAGAUGAAUAAUAAUUUGUUUGUCUACUGUAGCAUGGUGUGCGCUAAACUUACAGGGUGUUCAUGUGUCUUUUGUUUUCACCAGCUCACAUCAUGCACUUUCAUUUUUUGAAACCUUCAUAAAAAUUUCCCUACACAUUUGUUGUGCUUCUACUUUACAUGCAUAUGGGCUGCAUGGUUUUUGUAAAGCUGUUACCAAUUGUCGAUAACAGUAUAUUAUUAGACACAGCUCAAGUGCUACAUUACUCAUACAACACAUGCUGUUUAGACAGCUUUUUGAUUCACUGAGAAAAAAAAGAAA
Hemibagrus wyckioides is the source of this 2263-nucleotide messenger RNA. RefSeq lists its product as uncharacterized. Lineage: Eukaryota; Metazoa; Chordata; Actinopteri; Siluriformes; Bagridae. Gene Ontology annotation, molecular function: GTP binding. The coding region runs from base 282 to 1346 and encodes 354 amino acids. The transcript is spliced from 4 exons. The record is from RefSeq and is a predicted model, not a curated record.